Molecule: messenger RNA, 3109 nt
Organism: Cinara cedri
Lineage: Eukaryota; Metazoa; Arthropoda; Insecta; Hemiptera; Aphididae
Source: the annotation of a GenBank genome assembly
AUGAUGUUCGACGAGGACUGCGAGCCGGGCACGUUUCUGAUGCCGCUGAAGAAGAAGAAAACGGCCCGCGAACGGAACAAACAGUGUUUGACGUGGGCGUACGACGACAACCAGAAGUGCCAGGAGAUGAAGAGGACCGAAUGCGACAGAGACGACGCGGACGAUGUCGACGAGCGCGCGGACCCGCCGCCGGCGCGCGACGAGGCCGAGCCGCAACACGGCCGCGCCAAGUUCAAAAACUCGGUCGAAUGGAAAUGGACCAAAUGCACGUGCGCCGGCCUGUUCCGGAUCAUGGGCGAGUAUUACGACGAAAUGUGGUUCGCGACCGCCAUCAAAGAGUGGUGUCUGCUGUACUACCGGUGCAACCACACGGCCGACUACUGGCAGUACAAGGACGAGUGGAUAUCCGGCGACGAGGAGGUCCGGAUGGCCGUCUGGAACGAGAUCCUAAAGCAACGGGACCGAGCCGAUCGCCGCCGCGAGGAAUGCCAGAAACUGAAGGGCCAGGAGUUUGCCGAGGGCAAAUCCGCGGACCCCGACGCCAGACGCAUAAUGGAAAUGUACGGGGUGGACACGGAAGAGGACGCAUACAGGGUAUAACCCACUCAGCUCAGCGCUCCCAACGGACGAAGCGGGGUUACCCGAGUGCGUAGCGAAAUCGCCCAUUAUCAAUAUCCCGAGUGCGUCCGGAAUCGGGUACACUUCCUGAGUGUGGCCUGAUAAAAAACAAAAAAAAAAAUCAUAUUUUCGACGUAGCCCGAAUGCGCUUAGACUUACGAGUGGCGCGCCGCGAGGAGGUGUACUGGCUUGCGCUCCGAAAAUAUUUUAUUAUUUUUUUUUAUCUGUUUGUUGACUUGCGCCCGUUAUGGGGUUGGUUGAGUGUUAAACAAUGUAUUUGUUUUCUAUUUUUUUUAACGCACGAGAAAAAAUGUUAAAAGCGUUGUCUGUACUUUGUACACUAAAAGCUGCUGUUUACAUGCAAUUUACUCUUUAGACUGCUCAUAUCAUUUUCAUAUCGGGUGCGUGAAAACAACAGAAAACGUUUGUCGGCACCGGGAUACGGAGAAAAUUACUGCGCUGCGCUCGGUUUCUACACGACUGCUGGCCGCAGUAUUGCUUAGUUUUAUUAUCGAAGCUGAAAUAAAACGAUAUUUCCCAACCGAUUGGUUUAUCAAUCAUCGAGUUUAUCGGUUUAUCGGUUGUCAAAUAGGUAUAAAUAGGCCGUGGACCGAUAACGCUGCGGACGCGCUCGGGCUACGAAAAACGUGUGAAUUAAAACGGGAAUCGCUCGGCAGAUUACCCCCGGACAAAGUCUUAAACGUACCUGUCAUUCCCCGCUCGUCCGUGUCGUUAGAUUCAUUCUCGUAUUGUAGCCCGAUGUCGAAAUCCCCGGUUUUUGUACGUACCGUUUCGUAGGUACCUAGUAAAAUUAAAAUCGCAGACCGAACUGAAAAGUCCGUACGAUCGGUUAUUUUAAAAACGAAUUGCAAACCGCACGAAAACCCUCGGGGAUAUCUCAAGCGCGUCCCGUUUUCACAACCCGAGUGCAUCCGCAGUCCUGUCGAUAAAUUAAAUCUGAGUUUGUCCUCAGUUACGAUUGCGGACGAACUCGGAUGAAUCAUCCGCAACUGUAGGUACCCGUUUUAUAUUUAAGAUUUCAAUUUAAAAUAGUGGGGGAAUCGUAAUUUUUCCAGUCUUCUAUAGAACGGAAUAACGAAAAGUAGCGCCGUAAUUUUUGUCUUAUCAAAAUCUAUGAAAUCGCAAAAAUAUAUUGACUUAUAUUGUACAAAAAUCAAUUACCCGGCUACAAUUUUCGAAUACAGUUUGUACUUAUGACUACGAAAAAAAAUAAUUGACGAGUUACAAAAAACCCCUUUGAAAAAAAUCGCGUAACAUAUAUUAACAUAUAAUUACGUGUAUAAAAAAAAAAAACUAAUUUUUACCACGCCGAUGAUUAAAAUCAUUAUCAGUCCUAAGCCUGUAAGUGACAGGGGAAAUUGGUGUUUCUAAACGUGUUAGCGUCUUCGAACGCAUGAUAUUUUCGUUAAAAUAUCUCGUUUGAACCCAAGUGCGGCUGGACCGUUACCUUUUUUUUACCGCGAGUGCAAUUCGACCAUACCUCUCGGGCGACCUCUUUUUCCAGACGCACUUGGGAGAUCGGAAAAAUAUAGGUAAGGUGAAAAACGGUCAAAGAGGACGCACUCGGGUAACCCCGAAAAAACACGAGCGCGUGUAUUUGAUGAUGUUCGGCGGUCCCGGCGCAUCGUUCGGCAUAUUAUUCCGCGUACGAUUGCAGGUGAGGGAAAUGCACGGGGCCGUGGACGAGGCCAGCGAACUGGUAGUGCUGAAGAGGAUGGACGUGCGCGACGAGAAUCGCUCCCCCGAGAUCGCUCCACGGGAUGUGGCGAACGCGAAAACUGUAGAAUCCGAGUUGUUGCUGGCCAACCCGGAGACCGACCCGGACUGGGUGGAAAUGCGGCGCAGAAUGCGCGGCUCGUUCGCCGCGCUCAACAUGUGCCGGUGUGACGUCAGCUUCGAACUGCUGAACCACAUCAUGAUCGAGCUGUGCAAGUACUGGGCGAACCUGCCGAACAUCGAACACAAGAUCGAUCCGAUCAUGGAGCGAAACAUCACGCGCGAAAUCCAAAACUUCCGGUUCAAAUUGUUUGACAUGACGCCCGAGGAGUGUGAGGAACUAAAAAUAACGGAGCCGCAAAGCUCGGAAAGAACGCAGCCGUCAUUUCAGGAAAGAACGCAGCCGCAAAGCUCGGAAAGAACGCAGCCGUCGUUUCAGGACAGAACGCAGCCGCAAAGCUCGGAAAGAACGCAGCCGCCGUUUCAGGAAAGAACGCAGCCGCCGUUUCAGGAAAGAACGCAACCGCCGUGUCGGGAAGAAACGGAUCCGUCGUGUCAGACAGAAACGGAUCCACCGCGCCGCGAAGAACCGCGGCCGCCGUUUCAGGAAAACGAUGUGGACCCUUACCUUUUGCCCCCGACCAACAAUGAGUCCGACAAUUACUGCGGGUACGUUGAGCCGCAGUACGCGACGCAGGACUUUGAUCUCGACGAAUCCACGCCCAAGCGCGGUCGGAAUCGCAACCGCGUCUAG